AUGUUUUCACAAACGCGCUGUUCCGCAUGCAUCGGGAAAGAGCUGUACAGCAGGGCGUCGACACUUCCACGCGACUUUUACGAAGCGUGCGCGAAGCACUUCGGCAUUAAGAUGCAUCAAGAGACAUUUAUUGGUGUGCGGUCCUCACAGAUCCGAGGGUUGUUUCUAAGCCCCAGCAUUAAUAAACCGCUAGAGGCAAACAAACCCAUUGCAACCAUUCCUCUUAGUAGUCUAUACACAGUGACGAAUAUCCACACUAAACCAGACACACUGCACCAUGUGACACUAAGCAAUGUUCGUGACGCAAUACGUGAUGUUGAAUUCAAAGCGAUGACGUCACAGUUCUACCUUGGUCUGCAAAUGAGUGCAAUUAUAAGCUCACUUCCAGACAUAACACGAGCUCAGAAUGCGGAAGAGAUGGAGCGCAUCACGCAGAUUCUUCGCGGGGGUGCCAUGCCUUGGGUGCGAUUAAUUGAUGAUGAAGAUUUCAAUGAGCAGUUCGUCUUCGGCAUGUACGGUAUGGCGCUAGACAGCUGGCAGCGGCAGAGCUACGAGGAAAUGACUAAAGUGUUCCAUCGCAACAUUACCUCCAUCCACGAAAAGACAAACCCACCCUUCUCCGUUGAUACAUUUAGGCGCAUCACCCGACUGAUACUUGCGCGGGCAGAACACUUUCCACCACUGGAAUAUUACAACGGUUCCGUGUUGUGGCGUCGUGUCCUCCGUUUCGUGCGGCGCUGGUCCAAAAUUCCAGAACCUUCAGAACUGUGCCUCGUGCCACUAUUGGAUCUGGUAAAUCAUUCCAAUCGGCCAAAUUGUGCCAUCCGUAUUGGGCCCAGUGCUGCCAUGGAUGGCCGUCCCGCCAUCACGAUUUACUCCAUUGCACGCAUUAACCCCGGACAGGAGAUUUGCAGACACUACAACUUCGCUAUCAACAGGCCUAACGCACUUUUUCGUUAUGGGUUCCUUCCUUUUGAUCUUAUUUCUAUUGUGGAACAUGACGCCAUUGAUGAGUAUUUGGUGAAGAAUCAGCAUAUGUUACGCGAAGAAACUGAGGAGGCCCAAAUCAAACGUGCGAAGGAACGGGCGGAGCUCCAGCGGCUCGAGCAAAUCUUUCAAAAAGCCCGCUCAGGGAGUGUGCCAGCGGAUUCGUAA
Trypanosoma brucei brucei TREU927 is the source of this 1155-nucleotide messenger RNA. RefSeq lists its product as hypothetical. Bases 1 to 1155 code for a protein of 384 amino acids. Lineage: Eukaryota; Euglenozoa; Kinetoplastea; Trypanosomatida; Trypanosomatidae. The transcript has a single exon. The record is from RefSeq and is a predicted model, not a curated record. Gene Ontology annotation, molecular function: protein binding.